Molecule: messenger RNA, 690 nt
Organism: Mercurialis annua (annual mercury)
Lineage: Eukaryota; Viridiplantae; Streptophyta; Magnoliopsida; Malpighiales; Euphorbiaceae
Exons: 3
Coding region: 230-475 (81 amino acids)
Cellular component (GO): mitochondrion
Source: RefSeq, a predicted model, not a curated record
ACGACAUACUAUGUCAAGUAAACGACAGGUCGAGGGUUGUAGAAGCAAAAGACGAGAAGGUCCAGCAAAUAUCAGGUCGUCGUUAGUUGCAUAGUUCAGUUGAGCUCAGGAUUCAGAUUUCAAAACACUCCAUCUAUUUGCCUUCCCGCUAAUUUCUCAACCAUUGCAAAAAUCCCUAAUUUUUAAGGCCUUUAAAUAGAAGUGUAUUACUUUGGGCAGAGAAUCAGGAAUGGUACUGGCCUUUGAUUUACAGGACUUCCUUCUCCGUGCUCGAGUUUUAAAGCUAUACAGACAAGCUUUAAGAAUUGCACAAAGAGCCCCUGAUCAUUCUAGAGUUGAAGUGAAACAAACAAUAAGACAGGAGAUGGAGAAUAACCGUAAUUGCAAGGACAAGCAAAGGAUUCGUUUUCUGAUUAGUGAAGGAAUAGAAAGAUUAAAACGUUUGGACGAGAUGCUUGAUAUGCAGGGGAGUUGAUAGUAGAUUAAAACUGGAAAUGGCUAUCCAAAUAUGUAUUUCAAGGUUCACGUUCCUGGGUAGGACCGACAAUUCAUCAUCUGCAAUGCAGAAAGAGAAUGAAAAGAAAAUUAAAUAUGAAAAUUCAUUUGCUUGCUUGUUUACAUUCAGUUAUUUAAAUAUGAACAGUAUGUAUCUGCAAACCUUAUUCAACAACAUGCUAUAGUUGGAUGCAA